Molecule: messenger RNA, 2063 nt
Organism: Macrobrachium nipponense
Lineage: Eukaryota; Metazoa; Arthropoda; Malacostraca; Decapoda; Palaemonidae
Exons: 2
Coding region: 728-1861 (377 amino acids)
Source: RefSeq, a predicted model, not a curated record
UUUCGAAAUGAACGUUAACAGAACGUUCUAGAACUAUGUCAACAAAACCAAAACGUUGCUUGAAUAUUGCAGGAAGUACGCAAUUAACAAUAAUAUAAAAAAAGAACGUUUAAGGUUGUCUGACUUAAAUACGAGUUAGACUUAUUCUUAGGGAAUAAGCCCUUGCUGUAUCUAGAAAAGGUUUGGGAAAACCUGACGUUGCUGUGAGAGAUCUGUUUCAAUAAAUUCUUUAGAAGUCGGGCCACUCUAAGUAAGAAUAUGGAGAUCAUGACACUGAAACCACAGGAUAAAAUUGGAGAGGAUUCGUUCACUAAGAAGUUUCCUAGAGCAGAAAGGAAACGUUUAAUGAUACGGAGAAAUAGUCACUUGAAAACAUUAUUCAUACGUUUCAACCAUAUUUUUCUGACACUAUUAUGUGACGUCACUUUCCCCGUGGAAUGACACAACUUGGGAGCGUCAAGGAGUUAGUACGUUUUGAAAAGCUUUUGGGGGUAUUUAAGAGCUAACACAUCGACUGCCAAAUCAGCGGAGCUCAUUGCUCUCUGAGUGAAGUGUACUAUACCCAAUUUCUGGUGGUUGAUAAAGUAUUGUGUUUCGAAGAGUGAAAAAAACCGCUUGAUCAAGUUAUAGUGAACAGAAUCGUCUUUACACAGCCUGAUCAAGAUAUAGUGAAUAAUUUCGUCUUCAGAAACAGCCCCAUUCGGGUUCUUCAGGCAAAAUAUUCAGAAUGGCUCUUAACAACUUUAGGCAUCCCUUUGAAGAUAAUGAGUUAUUUUCUUCUGAAGAAGAGCUGGGAGAGCCCAUGGUUCCUGAACAUCCACAGGGCAGCGAUCGUUAUGAAUUUCAGCAGAGUGGAGCAACAGUUGAGAGAGAAGACAUGGAGUCGGCGUUUGAAGGUUUGUCUUUCGAAGACAUCCAGAGGGAAACACGACUGAACAUUGACACCACCUUUAUAAAUUCUGCAAUAUUGGAUUCAUUUGCAAACGUCCAGGACAUCAGGCAGGAUGAGGAUUCUUUGCAAGUUCAGUGUCAUAACGCUGGCCAGUUACCCAUGCUAGAGACCCCUUUGAAAGCUACAGGACACAACACAAGCCAGUUGGAAAGUGAUGGAGGUUAUCCAGUAUUCAUGACCUCUCAGAUGUCACAGUCACCAGCUUUUCACAGUAAUGAGAGUUCGAUCGGAGAGGAUACUUUCUACCAAAACUCGACCAAUUUGGACCAAAACAGCAAUGACUAUCCACUGGCACCUUCUCCCUAUUUCUCUACGCAAUUUAAGGAGGGUCAGAGUUUAACUUUGGCAUCGUCGUGGCACUCCGAGGGAACUACUGACAACGCCUCUUUUGCCCCUGUUGACCCUUCUGCGAGAGCAAGCACCUCUUCGGGUAUGGAAGCGACAGUCAUUUACCACUCGUAUCCUUCCCCCUAUUCUGGAAACAGCAGCGUAUCACCUACAGGAGAAAUUUUAGCAAAUACUGCUGGGGUUGUUCCCUUUGGAGGCGGCUUCUUCGUCGAAGGUCUGGUGGCGCAGAAGACCCAAAGCAUACCUGAGCGACCCCUUGGGAAGCACAGGCGCCCUCGGAGGUGUGACCUUGAAGGAGAGGAGAAGAAACAGCACGAAAAGAAACUGGCGAAAGAGAGGGCCAAGGCACACGCCGAGCGAGAGAAAAUGAGAGACAGGAAGGCCAAUGCAGACUUGGAGUUUGAGGAGGAAAGAAAGAGAAAACUGACUCAAUUAGAGGAGUCUUUGAGCAGGAUGAGGAUGAAUUGUCUGCACAUCUGCGAUCAGUACUCAAUAUCUGUGCCAAAAGCUUCGGGUGUCACUCUUUAUUCAGAAGAGUUUGUAAACAAUGAAUACGUUUAGAGAUUAUGUUAACUUAAUUUACAUAUAGAAGUACACGUUGUCUAUCAAACCCAGUUCAUCACUAGAACUUUUUCCUAUAUAUCUACCAAAGCAAACUUUUAUGUUAAGUAUGUAGGCCAGUGAAUAAAAAAAGUGCCAACAGUAUUUAUUUAUAUCUGUACAUUUAUGAAAUAAAAUAAUGUAUUUCAAAGUUUAUUCAUAU